AUGAUUGCAAUCAUCCUAGACACUUGUAUCAUAUACUCCGCCGGCUCUACAGCAUUCACCUCAUUCAGGCAUAAGCACACUGGUUACAUGCCAUGGAACACAACCAAUUCACCUGAGACAUGUGCAUUGCGUUGCCUUGACUAUGGAACCACAACCUCUGGCUUACAAUUCAAACCGGCCAAGCUCCCCGCUGCUGUGGACAUUGGCAAUGGCGAAUUUGUGCAGUGGUCCUUCGUCAAGAAGGAGCUCUUAUGGCUUAUUCGCUCUGCUGCACCCAUCGCUAUCUCGUCAACUGCGCAGCCGCUGAUAAUGAUUCCUAUGCUUUCCGCUGUCAGUAGAUUUGGAAACACUGCACUGAUGAGCAUGAACCUCGCAAAACUAUACUCUAAUAUAUGCGGAGUCGCACCUACAGCUGGCAUUUCGAUGGCUCUCGACACGUACUGCAGCCAGGGUUUCACAUCAGCAAGGGACAAGCGAAUUCUCGGCGUUCUGCUACAGCGCGCUAUGCUCAUGGGGCUUGCUACCAUGGCGAUUUUUUGCCCUUUGUGGUGGAACUCUAUGUGCGUGUUCAAGGUGCUUGGUGUCCCUGAAGAUGUUGCUGAAAUGGCUGGUCGGCUUGUGCAUGUCUGCUUUUUUGGAAAUGUCUUGCUGAUGGCCUACGAGUUCCUGUGCAGCUUUUUGUUUGCACAAGGUAUCCGCAGAUUCGUUCUUGUCGCGCAACCUGCUGGGGUUGCAGUCGCUUGGGCUGCCAUAUGGCUGCUUCUUUCAGACCAGUCAACGUCGGCUGGAGUCCUGGGCACUGCAUUCGUCAAUGUUUGCACCAUGGUCACACGCUGCACCACCACGGUCAUCUUCAUAGCUGUAGUUGAUGGAUAUCAGUGCUGGGGCAGCUGGACACCUACCGCACUGCAUGGCUGGAAGUCGAUGGCCAAGCUUAGUGUUGCUGGGUUCAUUGCUAGGCUCUUGGGGAUGGCUUCAAUGCACAUCAUUGACCUUGGAUCGGUGCUGCUGGGCACACAAGCAAUGGCUGCACAGACAGUGCUCACGGCACUGCUAGCAAUACCAUCUGCACUAGGGUAUGCGCUUGCUAUCGCUGCAUGCAACCGUGUCGGCAACCAUCUGGGGUUGGCUCUUUCCAACCAUGUCCGUCUCACGGCUCUGGCAACAGCAGUACUGUCAGCACUCGUAUUUGGGAUGCUUGCUCUCGGAUUCUUCCUCUGCAGAUAUGCACUACCACAUGGGUUUACUGACAACAGCGAGGUCAUCGACAUCGUGGCCGUGCAUACUCCAUGGGUGGCCAUCGCUGGAGCUAUGCAGGGCGUCAAUAUUACGCUGAACGGCAUAUUGCGUGGACAAGGCAAGCAGGGCAUUAUUGCUCGCGUCCGUUUGUUCUCGUUUGCCCUGGUUGGAAUACCUGCUGGCUUGGUUGCUAUGUGGGUAUUCCAUUGGGAGCUCGCGGGUCUUUGGUUCGGCCACAGUGCCAGUCUGGCAACAGCGCUGUCGUUUCAGACCUACCUCCUCUGCACCACAGACUGGGACAAAGAGGUUGCCAAAUGCCAGAGCCGCGUCGCGGCAAUGGCCAGCACAGUAUACACGGCGGACAGGGCUAUCGCUGGCAACGAAUGCAGCAGACAUCUUCCAUGA
Molecule: messenger RNA, 1644 nt
Organism: Linderina pennispora
Lineage: Eukaryota; Fungi; Kickxellomycota; Kickxellomycetes; Kickxellales; Kickxellaceae
Exons: 3
Coding region: 1-1644 (547 amino acids)
Biological process (GO): transmembrane transport
Cellular component (GO): membrane
Molecular function (GO): antiporter activity; xenobiotic transmembrane transporter activity
Source: RefSeq, a predicted model, not a curated record